Messenger RNA from Styela clava, 2060 nucleotides. The record is from RefSeq and is a predicted model, not a curated record. NCBI's taxonomy places the organism in Eukaryota, Metazoa, Chordata, Ascidiacea, Stolidobranchia, Styelidae.
CAUAAACAUAUAUAAAGUUGUUGUGACAGAACAAAAAUGAAGUGCGCUAAAAUCUUUGAUAGCAUUCGACCAGCCGCUAUCUUGCUGUUCCUUCAAUUCUCAAUCAACGGAAUAUCAGCUGAUCAGGAUAUUUGCAAAGGAGCGUUCGAUGUUUAUUUUGUAUUGGACAAAUCUUCAAGCCUGAUCAAAGGACCGAUAAAUCACUUCCGAAAUGAUGCAGUGCCAUUUGUUGAAAAAUUAUCUCGUAUGUUUGUCAGUCCUUUACUCAGGAUGUCAUACAUUACAUUUUCUGGAACUGCUAAGGUUGUGAUGCCGUUAACAAGUAACAGGUUACUUAUUGAACAAAAAUUGAACGAAUUGAAACGAACAAUCCCUGAUGGUCCAACAUUGAUGAAUCUUGGAAUACAAAAAGUUAACUAUCAGAUUAUGAGUGCAAAAGAUAAGAGAGCAAGUAUUAUUAUUGCACUAACUGAUGGACGACUGGAACGAGAAACAAAAGUGAAAGCUGUUGCAGAAGCGAACCGAGCUCGGUCGUUGGGAUCAACUGUAUUUGUAGUUGGUGUGAGUAAUUAUGAUGAACAACAACUAUUAGAUAUUGCUGGUGGAAUGAAAAACUCUGUCUUUGAGGCAACAGAUUUUGGAAACUUGGAUCAAAUUGCACAUGAAAUUCUUGAUAGCUCUUGCGUUGAAAUUUGUCGGCGAGUCCCAGCGUUGUUUGCAUCAAUGAAAGUUUUAAUGUUCAUAUUUAUGGUAAAGGAUUUGAAAGAAAUGGCGAUAUUUCACGAACUAGGUGCAAUUUUUGGUCAGAUGGAAAUGGAGUUUGUAAUGAUCAAGCCGACGAAUGCCAGAGACGAUUUUUUAAUGUGCGAAUCUCCAGAGAAUUUCUUCUUUGAGACUGAGAAAACAAUCACAGUACAAGUAUCUUUGAACGAAGGAAUUAGUUUUAUUUCAAGCAAUAUCACAAUAUCAGCUUAUAAAUGUGCAUUUGGAACUACAUACUUAUGGCUUGCAAUUCUCUUUCUCUUACUGUUGUUCUGGAUUGGAAUAUGGUGGCUGUGGAAUUUUAUUACGUGUAAGAAGACAAAGGCAUCGCCCCAACCAACACGACCACCGCCGCCGCCACCUCCUACUGCUGUUGUAACAGAGUCUACCGAACCGAAGCAGUGGCCAGCAGUUGAUGCGUCAUAUUAUGGAGCUGCUGGUGCAGGAGGAAUUAAACCAUUGCCUGUGAGAUGGGGAGAUAAGGGUUGCACCGAAGCUGCAGCACAUUUGGAGCGAACUAAGGAUGCCAAAGAUAUCAUUAGGAAUACGGAAGCAGAUGAGGAUGAAAAUGCAAAUCCUGUUUCAGAUUCACAAUCGAGUGAUUCUCUCUGUGUCAAAGUAUCUGGUGUGUUGGGGCCAUUUAUAAAGUGCUAUCAAUGGAUUGCAAGCAAGCGCCCCACAAGCAAUGAAGUGGAAAACUGCAUGUGUGUCAGAAAAUCAUAACGUGGAAUCUGUUCAACUGUGAAGUUUUUUGUUUUUGAAAGCACUGCUCAACCCUGAAGCGCAAUUUUCUGCAUGUAAAGAAACAAUUUUAUAGUGUAUCACAAUGUUUUUGUUCACCAUAUUUGUAUUUUUAUUGCUGAUGAAAUUACAUCCACCAAGGGGCGAAUAAAAAAAAGCAUUCAACCUCAUAUGUUAUGCUUGUUCGUAAGACUCAUUCCUAUCGAACCUAAACUUCCCUUGUGGAAUUUGUUAAAAAGAAUUCGACAUCCAAUGCAAUAUAAAUAGAUUGAAAAAUUUUAAUUGAGGAUUGGAAGCAAAAUUACAACAACUUAACUUUUAUGAAAUUCGAGCUGGUCUUGAAAACAGGCAAAUUACACGAAAUCUAAAUAUUACAAUUGGAAGCUUCAUUGAUCAUUUUUUUAAACAAAUGAAAAAUUGAAGUGUAAUUUUUUCUUAUUGUAUUACAUUUUGGAAAGUUCACUUAAAUAUCAUUUAUCAUUAUUGUAAUCGUUUUUUCAUUAUUCUUUUCCAUCAGUUUUUGUCAGGAACUUUAUGUUAAUAAAUUAUAAUAAUUA